ACAAGAAAUUUGAAAAGAUCUUUCCUAUUCGACCAACCAUCAACAGCAUCAACCUCAACACAGCUAUGGCAUGCAUUGGACAAUCGUCUCGUGCGGGUACCUAGUAGGACAUUCAGGGAAAUCACCCGUCUCCAGUGAUUAGCUCGCUCGGCGUUCACGCACCAACACCGUCAACAUGACCCACGAACCCGCCCACUACCCAUCAGCUGGGCAAAAUCUGCAGCGGGAGACAAGCGUCGUUCGAGCUCGGCCCUUUUCAAAGCCGUCCGCCGUUUCCAGCAGAAUGACGCUGAUCGUUGCAGCUGUUACCGCUAUGAUAAUAGGGGAGCACCACGCCUCCGCCGCGAACCGCAGGAGCGCCGCAAACCAAAUGCCCCAUCGUCCAUUGCAUAUGUCACAUCUAAGAGGAGGUUCCAAGAGCGACAAAAUCCUCUCCUCCAUAAGAGGGGGCGACCAAGAUUUGGGCGACGAAGACUUGGACGAAUACAUCGAAUUUUUGCUGGCGUACGCCGACGAUAAAGCAACCGAGGCGGACAAUCCACUCUUCCGUGGAAUGAAUGCAAACCAAGUCUUAGAAGACGAAAACGAAAACGAGGAAGAGUCAUUGAUAGAGCCGUUGGUGGACAACGUCAAUGACGAUGCGCAAAUCGAUGCCAUGGUCGAGACGUUGGUGGCAACGGUCGAUGAUCAAGAGGUCGAAGGAGACUUGGAGGUGGAAAACAUCGAGGAUCAUGAAUCUAAAACAGAAGCAGUCCAAGUGGAGGAAGUCGUACCGGAUAUCGAGUUGGCAAUCGCUUCUUCACUAGAAGAGGAAACAGGAACUGUGGAAGACAUUGCUGUAGAAUCUGCAUCAGAAGAAACGUCAGCUACAGUUGUCGAAGAAAAUAUUGAACCGGCUACAAUUCCAUCCUCAUCCGAUGAAGUAGAAAAAGUUGGAGAAGUUUCUACGGAGCCUGCAACUGAGCCUGUGACAGAAGAAAUUUCAUUGGGCAUAGUGGAAGAUGAUACGGAGAGUGCGUUUGAUGAAGUAGAUGAUAAGGAGGCAGAAAUUGCAUUAGCUGCUGGUGAAGUAACUCUGGUAGACGAUGUUGCGACUCAAACCGAAACCAAAGACGAAAAACUUGAAGCUUCGAACAUCGAAUUGGUCGAUGCCGAAGAGAAAGAGACGACGAAGUCAAUUGAUGACCAGGAAGUCGAAGAAGGAAAGGAAACUGAUCCCUUUUAUCUGGGAUCAUCGGCUGUAGAAAACAUGCCAGUGCCUUUGAACGAAGAUCAAGCUUCGACGAGCACUUCCGAAGAAGUAGAAACGACAACCGAACCGACCGAAAAAGUUCCGUUGUUUACUUCGUUGAUGCGAAAGAUUGGACUUAAAAAAGAAGUAACUGAGCAAGUAGAUCAAACGUCUGCGGAUGAUGUCGAACAAAUCGAAGAGGCAUUGGAUGCCGAGGGGGUUGCUGCCGAGGAAGCGAACAUUGUCAUGGGCACGAGCGAAGAUGUCGAAGAGCAUAUUAUCUCAUUUGGGGAGUCUGAUAGUGAGUUGCAGCUACAAACCCAUAAGGUUGACGCUGAAGUUACUACUGGAGAUGUUUCGGAGUCGAAUCAAUUUCCCGAAGAAGUAUCUGAUUCAGCAGCGAGUGAGUUUGAUAGCCAGGAAUCAACAUUAGAACCUAUCGGUAUUAAAGGAGAAGAAAACACGGUAGGGGCCGAAGUUUCAUUAGAAGCCGAGGUGGCAGAAACGAGGGAGCCGGAUGCUCUGCCUUCUAUUGACGAAAAGACAGACCAGCAAGUCACAACAAGUGUCGUCACCGUGGCAAAGCAAUAUUAUCAGGGUGCGUGGGGAUCGGUCAAAGAGUUUUGGAGCAAAAACCGAUGGCUCAAAAAAGAAACCGAAGAGGUUCCUUUGGAGAGAGACUAUACGAAGAUUUACCAAAAAUAUUUUGCAGAUAACCUACAAGCCGUAGAUGCAGACGACAGUUCUCCCCGAGAGAAACAGGAUCGGUUGAGCAAUGCAUUCCUGCGACCUUGGGGUACGCUUACAAAAUAUUUGAAACCCCAAGAUCGCGAAGGGGCAGAAUCUGCCGAGACAAGCACUGCGAGCUAUUAUUCUAUAGGAAUUCAGGGUUACAUCGCAGACGAUGCAAAAUCUGAAACAGAAGUUAGCGGUCAGCUAAUAGAUAAAAUUGAAACUGACAUUGAAGAUUUGGAAAUGCAGGUUGRUGGUGGUGUAAUAAUCACUGCAUCUGAGGAUGAUUUGCAAGAAGAAYUUGAUAACGAAGAGGAUCCCGCAUCAAUUGAAGAUACUGAAUUGCAUCUUGACGAUAGUGUUAGUCCGAAUGGUCAUAUAGGAAAGGAAGUUGAAGCAGAUGGUGAAGAAAUGAAUCAAGUUGUAGCUGAAAUUGAAGACACCGAAGUCCAGGUUGGCAAUGAGAUUGAAAGUGCGGACGUGGAAGAUAUGGAAGAAGUUGUCGAUGACGAAGAAACUUUUGAAGCACUAGAAGAUUCGGAAGUUCAAGUUGAUAAUGAUUCUACUAUUGAUGAGGAUGAAGUCGGAUUCGCUGAACCCGAAGCUGAUAUUGAAAUGCAGGUCAGUGAUGAGAUUGACAUUGCGGACGAGGAGCAUCUGCAAGAAGUGAAUAACGAAGCGACCCCGACAGCAAUAGAAGAUUCAGAAUUGCAUUGGGAUAACGAUGUCACUUCUAAUGUGGAUGGCGAAGAAGAAGAAGAAGUUGAUGAAGUUGAAUCGAAUAUUGAAUUCAAUGAAAUGCAGAUCGAUAGCGAGAUACCCAUUGCAGAUGAAGAAGUUGUCCAAGAAGAGAAGGGCGACGAAGAUACUUUGAUAGAAGAUUCGGCAUUGCAGGUUGACAACGACGACGUCACUCUGGAUGAGUAUGAAGUGGAAGCCGACGUUGACGAAGUUGACGAUGACAUCGAAGCUGCUGAUAUGCAGGAUGAUAUCAAGGUGGACAUUGCAGACGAAGUAGAUGUCGACAAAAUCGGCGCUGAUGUCGAAGGCGCAGAAAAGCACGUUGAUUGUGAGAUAAGUAUCGGAGAUGAGGAAGAUUUCGAAGAUGAUGAGACUCCUGAAUCAGUAGAAGAUUCGGAAUUUCAGGAUGAUGUUGAUAUUACUUUGGAUGAGACUGAUGCUGAAGUAGAGGUUGACGGAAUCUAUGCUGAUGCUGAGGGCGCUGAAAAGAACGUUGAUAGCGAGAUAGCUAUUACAGAUGAGGAAGGUUUCAAAGAAGAGAAUGGUAGCCAAGAAAUCCCAGAUAAUACAGAGAUCGACGAUGAGGAUAAUGAUUCAAUCAACAAUACUUCAGCGAAGGACUCUAGUCCACGUAAGUUGUUCACGCGAUUAUGGGGCAUGAGUGGACGUACGAGUCAAUCCGAUUCUGUAGUGGAAGUUACUAGUGAAAAAGAUCAAACGGAGAUAGAAGAAAACAUCGUUGAAAUUGAAGAUUCUAUUGACCGGGAAGAGACAGGGCGAACAGAGGGUUCCAGCAAGCGAAACAUAUUCAUGCGCCUAUGGGGUACUAACAACGAAUCAAACGAAUUCUAUUCACUCGGUUUACAAGGAGUUCCUGAUAGUGAUUCUAUCACAACAGAAGAUCAUGAUGUGAUUUCUGCUGAAAGCAGUACAGAAGAGGAUACGGUAGAAGAACUCGAUGUUGAUAUAUCGGUCAGCAUUGGAGAAUCAGACACCGGAGGUGGGUCUCUGGAUGUCGUUACUUUUGACAUUUCUGACUCCUCGGGAGUCGAGUACUCGGAAGAGGAAACGGAUUUCCCUGAGAUUCAAAGUAUCGAGGAGCAAGAAUCAGUGGACGUAAAGCUGAAAGAAAAUGUGCGUAAGGGACAAGGACAAGAUGACAGAAAUGUUCUUCAACUUCACCGUCCAGAAAGUGAAGAGAUCAAAGAACAGAAAAUUCACACMGAAGUCACAAGCAGUAUUGCUAGUUCUGAAGAUGCGACCGUCGACAAGAAUGUUUACCGACUUGAACUGCAUCGAGAAGAAGAUGAUGCUCUGAUUUCGGAGUAUGGCCAAGACAAUAUUGCAGCCGCACAGCUAGAAGAUGCUCUAGCCAUCAUGGGAGAUAGUYCUGGUAGUGAUCAAGAUGAUGUCUUGCUCGAAUCGGAAUGCGCGUUGGAAGACACCGAAGAAGAGAACCAUGAAGAAAACGCUGAAAGCUCAAUUGCUGCAGAGGUUAUUGAAGAUGCAUUUUCUGAUGAAGACUCCAUCGAAGAAGAUUAUGAAGAGAAAGAGUUCGAAGCGCAGACACUUGCAGAGACCGCUAACGAUGARCUUUCUGAGGAAGGAGAGGACGAGGAAGAAGGUAUUAUUUGUGAGGAAGAAGAGGACGAGGAAGAAGGUAUUAUUUGUGAGGAAGGAGAGGACGAGGAAGAUGAUAUCAUUUCUGAGGAAGAAGAGGUUUUGGAAGAAGCACUAGAAAGCUCAAUCGUUGCAGAGGUUAUCGAAGAUAUAUUUGAAGAAGAGGAAAUUUCAGACAAUGAAGAACUAGUGAAAGUUGCUGAUAUUAUCGAAAAUGAAUUUUCUGACGAAGAUUUUGUCGAAGAAGAGGGCCAAGAAGAUUUAGAUGUCUCGUUUUUUGAAGAUUCAAUCGAAGAUGAAGAACAGGAAGGUGAUUCAUAUUAUCACACUACACCAGGCAACGCGUUGGAAGUGGAAAUGGAAAGUGCAAACUUUGUGACGAGAUUUUUGGUCAACAAAGGCUUGGGGCAAGUUGUUAUUAUUGCAAUUUUGAUUAUGGAAUGGUUUCACAUGUAUGUUGUGGCUCCCUUUUUUGAAAGCGUGGAUUGGAUCAAGUACGGCAAAGGUCAAGAUCUUCUCCAAACCGUGCUCAGUUCCCGUGGGGGUGCUCUUGCAUCUUCGGUAAGCGACGGUGAAGAUGUCGGGCAGAUCGAAGAGGAUGACGAAGAGGGCGACGAGGAUGGUGACGUGUUGACAGAAGUUGAACCAGCAAACGAAAGCGUUGACGAAGAACAGUCGGAUCGUUUGACUGAGAGUGAGACAGAUGGGGACGAACAGAGUGAAACAAUCUCUUCUGCUCCGGUUCCUGCAGAUGUACCUGCUCCAAGCAGGCCUCGAGUGCCACCGAACUUUAUAUUUCGACAUCUUGCAAACUAUGGUUUGGUGGGGCACAUCCUGAUUAUGGAACUCGUGAUGGCUUCUGAAUGGCUCCAAGUAUACGUCCCACAAAUCACAAGCCUGGCGAGUUACAUCGCUUAUGAUUUACUCAAUUACAAGAGAGAUUUCCGCCGGGGACGCGAAGAGCCCGUUAACAAGAGGAAUUCUGGAUUCGUAAACAUUGGCGAAGGUUCUCGCCUUGGAAAGAAGCCCAAGAAGCUUCGAAAGAAAGAAGACCAGGCCGCUCUCGACCAAUUGAAGAGAAUUGGCGAUGUUAAUAAUGCAAAAUGUCGUUUCCUAUCCCAGAAGUUUAUGGAGCGACAUGCCAUCGGGCCGUUCAGCGCAACCAUCUCUGAAAUCGAACUCGAUCUCAAUGCCGUCGAAACGGACUUUGCAUCGAAGAAAAGAAAACGCAUCGAAGAAGAAGAGGAAGAAGAAGCAGAGAGUGAUUCAGGCUGGAUAUUGGAUGCCCUCGAAGUGGAAGAGGAAGACGCUCCUCCGUUGAAAAACCCUUUUGAUACCAGCGUUGGUGUUUCUCUGGGCAGCGGCGGCCCGAAAGUGAGCGUAGGAAUGGAAUUCACGAUUGGGAAAAAGAAGCGAACCAAGUCAUCCUCUGAGAAACUCCGCAGCGUACUUGAAAACGAUACCUCUGGCUCGGAAAACAAGAUCAAGACCCCAAAACCACACGUGAGUGACAGCGAAAGUGGUGUGAUGGGCCGACUGCGAGCUGCGGGAGCCAACAGCGUCAUGGGACGCAGUAUUUUGGGUGCUUAUCCCGGUGAUCUCCCGCCCCCGGACGAAGCUGCGAGCCCAAGGGGUGUGAUCGGUCUGGCGCGCAGGUAUGGUUACGGAGACUGGUCCGACGACGACAAUGACGACAAUGACGACAGUGACAACGAAGAUGAUGUAUACGGCGACCUAUUUAACAAAGACGACGAAGAAAAAGAGARCGAUGACUUCUUUUCGGCUUAUUCGGACGAUGAAUACCAAUCACGCCCAAAGAAACGGUCUGGGAGUGCCAAGAAAAAGAGAACUCGAAAACGAAGAUCGUCUUCUCACGAACAACCAAAGUCGGGGGUUAGCGUCGAAUUUGGUUUCGGAACUUCGAGUAAGUCCCAGGCAUCGUUUGCAGCAUCGAGUCCGACGAGAAGGAGACGAAAAUCGUCGUCUUUGUCGUCUUCGACUGUUGCCGAUUCGGUAUCGUCUUCGGCUAGACGGCGCAAAUCACGUGGAAGCCGACUUCCAUCUUCGCCUAUGGAAAAGCUUGGAGGAGUCCGUGCAUCCUCCACGUCCACCGCCAAACCAACCAGCUCGAGCACGGCCCCCGAGGACAGCUACGGGGUUCCUCCGGCCACAACAAUAAAACGAAAGAAAAGACCUAGUACGCUUCGACCGGCUGGUUUUUCAUUAGACGAAGCAAACAAAAAGUCGACUGGCAGCAGCAAAAAGGAGUGAUCAAAUACACCGCACCGUAGAUUUGCUACAACUUUGUGAACCUUAAUAUUGUGACAAUGCUAUAAUAUUACAUGUAAGAAGAAGUUUUAUGUCAUCACAGUAAUCAAUACCAUGCAUCUAU
Pseudo-nitzschia multistriata is the source of this 6716-nucleotide messenger RNA. The record is from the annotation of a GenBank genome assembly. NCBI's taxonomy places the organism in Eukaryota, Bacillariophyta, Bacillariophyceae, Bacillariales, Bacillariaceae.